AUGAGAAUACGAAGUAUGAUCCUUACAAUUUCAGGAGCAAAUCUGAAUCUACUUCAUUUCUUGCAACUAUACAACAUGGGUUGUGCUGGGUCCUCACAGAUGAAAGGAAAUGUCAAAAAGAUUAGAAAACCGAAACCAUGGAAGCAUCCUCAGCCGAUAACAAAGAGUCAACUCAUACAGCUGCGAGAAGAGUUUUGGGACACCGCUCCUCACUAUGGCGGCCGGAUAGAAAUUUGGGAUGCACUUCGUGCAGCAGCUGAAGCUGAUCCAACUCUUGCACAAACAAUUGUGAACGAUGCCAGGAUUACAGUUCAAAAUGCCGAUUUAACAGUUUGUUAUGAUGAAAGAGGUGCAAGAUAUGAAUUACCGAAGUAUGUUUUGAGUGAGCCAAAGAACUUAAUUCAAGAUAGUUGA
Molecule: messenger RNA, 414 nt
Organism: Fraxinus pennsylvanica
Lineage: Eukaryota; Viridiplantae; Streptophyta; Magnoliopsida; Lamiales; Oleaceae
Source: the annotation of a GenBank genome assembly